Molecule: messenger RNA, 963 nt
Organism: Phytophthora sojae
Lineage: Eukaryota; Oomycota; Peronosporomycetes; Peronosporales; Peronosporaceae
Exons: 4
Coding region: 1-963 (320 amino acids)
Source: RefSeq, a predicted model, not a curated record
AUGGAGUCCGAUGCUUCAGGUGCAGCCGAGGUGCUCGUUGCUGUCGAUGAGGUGGUUAAGGAUGAAGUCGCUGUACCAACGGUGACGCCUGCUCCCGCGGUGCAGGCUUACCGAGCCCGGUACAAUGAAACGAUCGCUCCCCCUGGCGGUCCGCCGUCUCGAGUGAUUCGACCACCUAACGACUUCCCGCCCGAGUCCAAGCGAGCAGACCAGAUCGAAGAUGCUGAAGAGGACCUCGAAGUCGACAUGGAGGAGCUCAAGGCCGCAGUGCACGCCUACAACGUCGAUUUCCAGGCGCGCAUUGACGCGGUCAAGCAACGAGGUCGGGGCCUUGAGGCAAAGCUUGGCUCGGAGCACGAGGACAUGAUGAGCUCCAUUGAAAGCUUGCGGGUGGACUUCAGGAAGCAGUUCCAAACCGCCUUCCUCACGCUCGAGCAGAAGACGCUCUCGCAUUUCGCCAAGCUUGAGGCGCAGGAGAUUACUUGCCAAGAGAAAAAACUGCACGAAUGCGAAUCUGAAUUCCGCACACUUGCGUACACGACGGUGCCCGAGAUCAUGGAGAAGCUGCAGGGCACCAUCACCCGAAAGCUCGAGAAGAACCACGAGACGUUCGACAUCGAGAACGCCAAGAUCCAGAAGCGCGAGAAGAAGACGCUGAACGCGCUCGAGAGCAACGAGCGCAAGACGGACGCGAGCUUCCGCACCGAGACUGCGCGCCGCGUCGCCAAGUUCCAGGAGCGCGAGGAAGAGUUCCACCACGUUAUGCGCGUUGACAACCGCAACGUCGAGCGAGACCAGACUUCACACAUGCGAGGGCUUGUGGCGCUGCGUGCACAACUGCGCGCUGAGAGCGAGCUGCGCGAGAAGGAGGACCUGGAGAUCCUCGACAAUUUGUCGUCGUCCUUCGGCCGUCUGCAAGCCAGCAUCCUCGAGAACCUAGGAGAAGACACCACUGCAGCAUAG